AACCCUUUAAUUUUCCUCUCUCCAUCCAACCCCUCAACUCAUUUCACCUUCCUCACACGCACGCGCUCUCGAGUGAAGAAGACCAGUUUUUCAAAGAGUCUGCCCUCUUUCUCUCUCAUUCCCUCAUCUCGCUUUGGCCUAAGACAACAAUAACAACAUCAAAAAAUCCGACAUCUCUCGCUUUCCCAACUUCACACCCUGUUUCUUUUGGAUAGAAGGAACCCUUAAAUACACAGUGUCUCUCUUCUUCUUUCACUCUUCAUGCUUCUCAAUUACUUCUGUUUGGAUGAAUCUUGAUCUCUGUCUCCACCACUCUCCUACAAGGUAACAAAAGCAAUCGGAGAGGGCGAGGUUGUCUGGUAAUGGAUGUGGGGUGCGUGCUGUUACUGUGGUGGGUGACUUUGAUUCCGGGGAUUUUAUCAGAUCCAAGCGACGAGGCAUGUCUGACACACCUCAGCAAGUCCUUGGAAGAUUCCACCAACUUGCCUCAUAACUGGAAAGAAGAGAACUUUGCCAAGCCCUGCAACGAUUCCACCUCCAUUCUCCAAGGUGUCAUCUGCAACAAUGGCCGCAUUUACAAGCUCUCUCUCAACAACCUAUCGCUCCGGGGAACCAUAUCCCCAUUCCUCUCCAACUGUACCAAUCUCCAAGCUCUUGACCUCUCCUCCAACUUCCUCACCGCUCAAAUCCCCCUGGAACUUGAGUCUCUUGUCAACCUCGCCGUUCUGAACCUCUCCUCCAACCGUCUCGAAGGGGAUAUUCCCCCGCAGCUGGCAUUAUGCGCCUAUCUCAACAUCAUCGACCUCCACGAUAAUUUGCUUACCGGGCCUAUUCCCCAGCAAUUUGGCCUGCUCGCUCGUCUUUCCGCCUUCGAUGUGUCCAAUAACCGCCUCUCCGGGCCCAUCCCCGCCUCCCUGUCGAACCGUAGCGGGAACUUGCCCAGAUUCAACGCCAGCUCCUUCCUGGGGAAUAAGGAUCUCUACGGUUACCCGUUGCCGCCUUUUAGGAAUAGGGGGUUGUCCAUUUUAGCCAUUGCUGGGAUUGGCCUGGGGAGUGGCCUCGCCAGUUUGGUUCUUAGCUUCACCGGAGUUUGUGUCUGGUUAAAAAUCACCGAGCGCAAGAUGGCGCUGGAGGAAGGCAAAAUCAGCCACCUUAUGCCCGAUUAUUGAACAUUAAUCACAAAUUACAAUACUUUCAAAUAUUCCAACCCAUCUCUCAUUCAACUGCAUCCAAAAAAAAAAAUAGUGCCCCUACCAGGUACUUAUUUUUUUGUGUUUAUAAAAGCGAGGUUGGGUGUGGGCUACCCCUAAUUUCUUCGUACUUAUGGGUGGUUCAGAUCAUUGUCUCUUAUCUAUCAGCGGGGACAUAUUUUAUUUUAUAGUAAUUUAUAAAUUUAUAAUUUCUCUCUCUCUCUCUCUCUCUUUCUUUCCAUCAUAAGUAUUGACUGUUUUAAAAUUUUGCGCUUACCCGAUCCCGGUUGGCUGUAUUAUUGUUGUUUCCAUUUAUUGAAUAGGAUUAGCUUAGCAGCGUGAAAAUAAAUUUUGAAAGAGGUGCAUGGGUGGUAUGGUACUGAUGUUGUGCAGCUUUAAUUUUGUUGCUUGUUGUGUUGAUGCAUGGAUUGGCAAUGCGAUGUCUCGAUUUUCGUAAUUUUGAUAUGAAUGAAUCUGUGGGUGGGUUGGCGCUUGGCAGGAGGUAGGGUAGGUUUACUGGGUGCGGUACUGCCAUGGUAGUAGUAGUAGUGUUAGAUGAAGAAGCACUGCUGCGCCGUUCACCUGCAAACCUGUCUGCCAGUGUGCUAAAAUAUAUCAAAACCAACACAAACAGCUGGUGCCAUUCUUCUCACACAAGACUGCCGCGUUUUCCUCUCAGUAUCGGACUUCUUGGUGGAGCCACAUGGAUUGGGACUUGUCUUCUCUCAUAAUCACUUGUUCUUCCACUCUUCACUUGUUAGUCCAACGUCAACUGGUCAACCCUGUUUUUUAGAAUCUGCUUAUGUGUCUCUCCCCACAUACCAUUAGGAUCAUUAUUUUUAGACUACACACAACACUUAACAUACGUGUUCUGUUUUACCACCAAACACGUCAAACCAUUACACUUAAUUACUACUCAAUACUAAGUCAGAUAUAAAAUCAUUUUUAUUUCCCAAGUGUUUUUUACUUUUAUUUUAGGUUUACAACUGUAUCAAAUAUUCGUAAACAGUUUUUCCAGCACUAA
This is a messenger RNA of Vigna angularis (adzuki bean), 2214 nucleotides long. RefSeq names its product receptor-like protein 57. Gene Ontology annotation, molecular function: protein binding. Lineage: Eukaryota; Viridiplantae; Streptophyta; Magnoliopsida; Fabales; Fabaceae. The record is from RefSeq and is a predicted model, not a curated record. Gene Ontology annotation, cellular component: plasma membrane. Bases 363 to 1169 code for a protein of 268 amino acids. The transcript has a single exon.